This is a messenger RNA of Aspergillus homomorphus CBS 101889, 2160 nucleotides long. RefSeq names its product pentatricopeptide repeat protein. Bases 1 to 2160 code for a protein of 719 amino acids. Lineage: Eukaryota; Fungi; Ascomycota; Eurotiomycetes; Eurotiales; Aspergillaceae. The transcript has a single exon. Gene Ontology annotation, molecular function: protein binding. The record is from RefSeq and is a predicted model, not a curated record.
AUGCCCACCAAAGCACCAAAGCAACUCAAGCUUCUUGAUCCUUGCGAACCUGGACGCAGCUAUCGGUCCUUGCGCCUUCCCCACUACGGCCCAGGCAAUCGGCCACUCCGACAUAAUGCAUUUGUGGUGAAUGGUGGCACUAUUAGCUACCGCGAGAGGAUAAUAGACGAGGAGGCAUACAAUGCGGAUCAGGAGAUACGGAAAUCGUCUCUGUUUGUUGGUAACAAUCGACUUCGGAGGUGGCGAACAGCCCGCAAUGAGCUGUUCAAAUCUGCAUACUUCAAGCGGCCAGUGCCAGAGAGAGUUGGGGAUAUCCUCGAAGAAUUCGAAGUAACUGAAUUGGACAAGAAGCUGCUGGAAAUGCUUGAAAACGGCCGUCUAGAGGAGUUCCGCGACGCCUGGGAACGGCUCGACCGAUUCAACAAAUCCGAGCACUGGAUGAGACUCUCACUAUGGCUUCUGCAAAAUUCCCCAGACCUCUCUUUGAAGUUUCUUUACAUCACCUGCGAAGGCGAGCAUAGGCCGUUGCAAGUCAUGGUCAGUGAGUGCUUGCUUUUUGUGCGAAUGCACGGUUCAGACUUUCUUCAUUCCUGGAGGUAUGGUUCGAAGACCUUUGCCGACCUCGUGGCUGUUUGCUUGAACCCACACUAUUGGCCUAUCGUCCUUGCACCACAGAAAGGGAUUCGGUUCUUUAUCAUUGCGGCAGAUGAUGAACACGUCAUCCAAGCCUGGACGCUCGCACACGAACGACAAGUUCAUAUUUCCGCUGAAACAUACCUCGCUUGGGUAACUCGCUUCACGCAGAUGGGUAAAGUCGAUCUGGCCCUGGAGGCCUUAGAUCAUGUACGUCAAAUUGGACAGGUGGGCUUGGAGAUGACAUCCGAGGUAGUCAAACGCCAUGCCUGCGUGCUCCUGCUGCGCGACACGGUUGAAGAUGGCCCCUCAGGGCGGAAUUUCCACAUUCUACCCAAGCUCCUUGAGAUGGGCAUGCGUCCUGACGUAGACAUGAUGGAUCUGAUUCUGAGAAACUGUUACAAGACAGGAGAUGCAGAACUAGGCCGUGAUAUGUUGAGACAUAUGCAGAGUCAAGGCUAUCCGUUGACCUCAUACACCUAUACAACGCUACUGUCAGAUGCCACGCGUCGACUGGACCGAAGGGAGAUCAACCGGCUGAGGACUGAGAUCGACGCCGAAAGAGAGGACAUCCGGAACAACAGAUUCGUCAAGACUAAGUUGUUCCACGCGUAUUUCUGCCUCGAUGUGAAGGGAGGGGCGAGUCAGCGGAGUUUAGAAAUGGAUAACAAGCAGGUCUUCCGCCAUUUGUUGAACCUGUACAACUCGCUGUUCGACAUCACACCUUUAAAGCAGCUUGGGGUUGUUCCACAUUCAUACCAACUGGAUUCAGAUCAAGCAGGGAAAACCUCGCCGGACGCUAUCCCUCUUUACCUCAUGAUUGCCUCGUAUCUUCGAUGCAACAGGCACGCUUCGGUCACUGCGCGGGUCUACGACCGCUUUAUCGAGCGCUUGCAUGCAGAGGACCCAGUUUUUCUCCCGCUGGCUAGAACCGAUCAUACCUGGCACGAGUUUAUGUAUGCAUGGCGCAAUGAUGUUCGAGGACUGCGACCUUCAGUGCGUCUUGUCGAAACCAUGCAGCAAAUGAGCAACGAGGACACCGUCAGCCCGGAUAAGCCAUGGUUCCGGCCCAAGCCGACGGUUUACAUCUGGACCACCUUGGUACAUGCAUUCUUCUGGAACAAAGAACCGCGUGCGGCAGAGCAGGUGGUGGGAUUGAUGGAAAAGCUCAAAGUCCAGCAUAAUCCGGUGGUCUGGACCACCUUGAUCGAAGGGUACGCGCAGAACAAGGACAUCCUCAAGGUCGCCGAGACGAUCAGAGCGAUGGAAGAUGCUGGCCAUGAUAUGGACGCGUUCACCAUCAAGGCGCUCCGCCAUAUCCAGAAUCCAGAGCGACUCUGGCAAGCUGUGGAAGAACUAGAAAAACAGGCCGAUGAGGGUAUAAACAAGGCAGUAUCCGAAUCGGUCACCGCCAAAAUGCGCUUCGACGAUGCUGAGGAUGACGCCGAUUGGUUGCUCGACAAGGGCCUCCAACGCUUGAAGGCCAAAAGCCAAGCACGUGACAAGACACUCUCGUUUGUAGAUUAA